AUGCCCGUCAGCUUCGCCUCCGCCUCCGAUAAACAACCCACCUCCCAAAACCCAUCCGAGGUACGCUCCACAGGCAACGCAGGCGCCGCCUCCCUCGAAGCCACCAACUACCUCCAACAAAAUGAAAUAGGCGCUCGCACACACAUCGAUGCCUCGAGCGAUGGCGUCGUCUCUGCUCCGCACUCCCAACAGCCCGCCUUGCCAUCGGGAAAUGCACCCAGUGCGCGCCAGUUGACGAAGGACGAGGCCGAUCGGUUGUAUGAGGAGAAUAUCGAGGAUGAAUAUGCAAAGCGCGAGGGUGGUGCUUGA
Talaromyces amestolkiae is the source of this 309-nucleotide messenger RNA. RefSeq lists its product as uncharacterized. The record is from RefSeq and is a predicted model, not a curated record. The transcript has a single exon. Lineage: Eukaryota; Fungi; Ascomycota; Eurotiomycetes; Eurotiales; Trichocomaceae. Bases 1 to 309 code for a protein of 102 amino acids.